AUGGAUCGACAGUCUACGCCGCCGCUGGGAACCUCGCCGCAGCGACGACCCUCCUGGUUCUCGAAUAUAUCUUCCAAGUUCUCGGCUUCCUCCCCAGCGGUGCCCCAGAUUGCGUCGGUGCCGGAGAACCAACCCCUUGCUCAACCCAAGCCGGUUGCCGCGAAGGCUGCUUCCGUCCCGCAAGGAGGCCGAAAUGGCAAUGACGCGCCGUACACACCGGCGCCUCCACGGGUCAAUCCCGGCAGCAAUCUUUUGGGUAUUUUUCGUCGCCUUUCAUCAGGUGCAGCUGGCUUAGGGCAUGGUAUGAGGGGCAACCAUGGCCUCGUGGAGCGAAGAGUUCUGAAUAUCGAUGAUGGACGCGAGCGCUGCAAGAUAGACGAGUUGAACCAAGCGAAGCUUAGAAGAGUUGCAUUCUGUGUUGACGUGGAGAUUGCGCCACAACCUAAAUAUGCCGAUGAUCCUUCUCGGAAGAAGAAGUCGGACAAGAAGACUGAUCCAACUGAAAAGAAUGGUACAACGGCGGCGUCAUUGAAGGAUUCCGCAGCCAGUGAACCUAACGGCUCUCCGCCACGCCCAGAGUCGGCGGAAGGCAAGGCUGCGCCAAAUUCUACAGCAGAUAACGGCGCGGCCAAAAAGAAGAAAGAGAAGAAAAAGAAGAGCGAAGAAGAACGCAAAGCUAGGAAAGAGAAGAAGAGAAAAGUUGCCGAGGCCAACGGCACGAUACCUAUGGAAAUUCACCGGUCAAGUAGCGAUUCCUCCCUCGAAACCACCACAGCCGCCUCCGCCACCGGUCCGGUGACGCCAAAAGUGUCGAGCCUCCCGACCACGAAUCCCGUGAGGAUAUACCGACGAUGUUGUCAACUUCGCGAGACUCCCAUUCUCAAGAAGAUAACCGAACAGCUAUCGGAUGCAUCUAAUUGCUCGACAGAGACCGGCUUUGUCGAGAAGCUAGACCUCUCGGGUUAUUGGAUGCAACUUCCAGAUCUCAUCACCCUUGGUGAUUACCUCGCUGUCGUACCCGUUAAGGAGAUUUUCCUUGAGGGCUGCGGCUUGACUGAUGAAGGUCUUCGAGUAGUGUUGGCCGGUCUACUUGCCGCUAAGAAGCCAGACUCGAGGAGGCGGAGAUACGCCAACUAUGCGGACCAUUCAGUCCAAGGCGGGGUGAUAGAGCGUCUGGUCUUGAAAAAUAACAAGAUUGGACCGGAGGGAUGGAAGCAUGUUUGCCUGUUUAUCUAUCUCUGCCAUUCUCUCAAGUUCCUCGACCUAUCUGGAAUCCCAUUCCCGCAUCCGCCUCAAGAGCCGGUCCAGAAUGGAAACGGGAACGGCGUGGCGGCGUCACCAACCUACACUCACGUAUCCUCAUCUGCCAAUAUCGCUUACCUCCUCUCACGAUCGCUCGGUGAACGCUUGGCAGGUUCGGACCUUGAACUUCUUAAUCUGGGAGAAACCGGGCCCGCGCCGGAGCAGCUCGGCGUCAUCAUUGAUGGCGCGAUAAAAUGCGGCCUUCGCAGACUAGGCUUGGCACGGAACAACAUUGACGAGGAGGGGGUCGCGCACGUCGCUCGAUAUCUACAGGGCGGGACGUGCGAAGGUCUCGAUCUAUGCGGCAAUGAUCUUAACGACUACAUCGAGACUCUUGCAACCGCAAUCGGAGAAAGCCACAAGUUGUGGGCUUUGAGCUUGGCGGACUGCAGCCUUGGACCGACAUCCAUUUGCAAAAUCUUCCCUCCACUCCUUAAGCUGAGUGACUUCCGCUUCAUUGAUUUAUCGCACAACCCGGAGCUAUUUAAGAACGAGGCGAGGGCCAUGCAGGCUUUGCGACGGUACUUGCCCAAGAUGCUGUACCUAAAACGCAUACACCUUGCAGAUGUUUCUAUGACAUCGGACCAGGCCAUUGCCCUUGCAGAGGUCUUGCCAGAAGUACCGCAACUGGCCCAUAUUAGUCUCCAAGAUAACCCCGAUCUAGCGAAGCUCGCGGAUGCACAUACGGAGGAGGCUCAAGAGGAAGCAUGUGCUCUCUAUGCCUCGCUGUUGGCGGCAGUGCGUGUGUCGAAGACCCUUGUCUCUGUGGAGAUAGACGUGCCUACCGAGGAAUCCAGCGAGGUGGUUAAGGCGCUGGCGAAGCAGGUCGUCGCAUACUGUUUGCGCAAUAUGGAGCGCUUGCAAGUCGGUGAUCUCGAAGAUUCGGCGGCAGCCGAAGUUAUCGUUCCGUAUCCUGAUGUUCUCGCGCAUCUGGUUGGUCGCGAGGAAUCCGGCUAUGAUGAGGCUAGUGCGGAUACCGAUGCUGCUCCUGAUGACGACUACGUUAUCGGAGGCACGGGUGUCGUUAAGGCUCUUGCCUGCUGUCUCGAUAACAAGGGGAAUGGAGACGAAUCGCGGAGACCCAGUUUCGAGUCUCUUCGCGAUGCGGGAAGCGGGUCCACCACACCAGGUGUGGGGUUGGCGGCGCCUGGCAGAGCGAAGAACAUGUCGAAGCACCUCCUCUCGAGCGCUCGCAAGAUACGCGCCAGGUUGCAGCCUGCUCUUGCUAGAGCUAAGGAGCAAUCAGGAGACAAGGCUGAGGAUCUGCGUAAGCUGAUCUUCCUGGAGUACACCCUGAAUGGUAUCAUCAAGCGGUUUGAGGAGGAGUUCCCAGAGACCAGAGAGAUAGGGGAGGUCGCGCAAGACGCCGUUCAGCCUAUCGACAGUACCGAGCAGCCCCAGGACGCAGACAUGCAGCAAAGCAUACCUUCUCUCCCGGAAGGAGAGGACAGUAUCUGCCUACUUUCAGAUGCGGAAGAGGACGAGGACGCGCUCCAUAUCCGGCCUAUUUCCCGGUCGUCGUCCUUGCACACGCAUACCAAGCCCCUUGACCUCGAAGAAGGACGCAUGCACCGCCGUGGUCAUCGGUUCCGAACCGGUAUCGUCAACCCGUUCGAGAAAUACGAAGAAGUCCUAGUCACAUCCCUUGAUGAGAUGGGCGAGAAUCCCAAGCAUCUCCAAAUGCUACGUGACAUGAUUGACGACCUCAAUGAUCCCGUCCUGGACGCGGCUGUAGCUGAAAAGGGACCGGUGCGGACAUUCAAGGAGGAGAGGGAACGUGUCGUCGAGGGGCUGCAAGGCGUCGACCCCGAGAACUGGGAGAAGUUUAGGGAGAGCCAAGUCAUUACGAGAAAGAAUAUUAACGUUGACGAGGGCUGGCCCCCCAGAGCUAGUGAAGCUGCGGCGGUUGUUAACGCGAAGAACGAGAGUGCUAUCGAGGAGUGA
Scedosporium apiospermum is the source of this 3246-nucleotide messenger RNA. RefSeq names its product Cell wall biogenesis protein Mhp1. The transcript has 2 exons. NCBI's taxonomy places the organism in Eukaryota, Fungi, Ascomycota, Sordariomycetes, Microascales, Microascaceae. The coding region runs from base 1 to 3246 and encodes 1081 amino acids. The record is from RefSeq and is a predicted model, not a curated record.